AAUCCUUGUGCUCCCGCGGCUGGUUGUUGAUACGUUGCCCAGCAACCGAUUCCUAGAAGCGAAUUGGUGUUAGAAACAGGCAUAUACUUCCCCCCCUUCCCCUCCUCCUCUUCCUCGAAGCCACGCAGGAGCCUUCCCAGGGGUAAACCAAGGGGUGAAAGGAGCAAAUACAAAGGGACGAAAAUUAGGAAUAUAAUUUUUUUUUGGCUCCAAGGUAGAGGGGGGGGGAAUCUGUUUUCGUAUCCAAAUAGUUUCCUUUUAAAAUCCCGACCACCAAUCCCACGUGCAGCAGCAAGCAGCCUCCGGAGAAGAUGGUGGCGGAAAAAGAGGGUGUAAGCCCCCCCAAACUGAGACCCCAGCAGCUGCAGGAGCCGCUGCGACACGCAAGAAGAACCAAGAAGCAGGUCAGCGAUGGAUUCACCAUCAAAGCAAUGAUGAAAAAUACCGUGGUGAAGGGUCCUCCAGCUGCAGGAGCGUUUAAAGAAAGACCAACAAAGCCCACAGCAUUUCGCAAGUUUUACGAACGAGGUGACUUCCCAAUUGCCCUUGAGCAUGAUACAAGAGGAAACAAAAUAGCCUGGAAGGUAGGUUCAGGGCACAGCUGUGACAGGCAGCUGCACUUAUUGAAGUGACAAAUGUCAUUGCCCAAACUGUUGGUUUAUAAGUAAAUAAAGUGAAGUAAUUUCUUAGCAAAAAGAAGACGGUGGGGAAAACAAGUCAGAGACCGGCCUCCUGAGUCAGCCAUCUACCUUGGCGAACAAUUAAAUUAUAUGCUGCAAAAAGGAAGUUGACAGAAUUGCUUUACCUUAGAGAACUGUCUCCUGCUCAAUUCAUCUCUAUUUUUAUGAGGACCUGGCAACCCAGCCUAUUCCAGGCAGUCCAUCAAGUGAUGGAAGUGGCUGGAUACAGUGAGCAGCAGCAGCCAUUUAUCUUUCUCCUCUCCCCCCCACCUCCCCAAUUUCACCUUCCUGCAGGACAGUUCCAAAUGGAAGCUUUAAUUACCUAAAUGGAUAGGUCAAGAUUGCCUGCUCCUUUGAAAUGCAGAGCAGAAUACUAACGAAGGCAGAUUCUCAUUCCAGGGCUUCACUCCCAGGCUGCAGCAUAUGUCAGACAGCGUAAUCGCUGUCAUACAUGCCCCUGUUAGAGGCUGACCUCCACUGCUGAAACCAUUAUGGCUCUGACAUCUCUGACAAAAGGUUAAUUGGCUUCAAAAUAAAUGUAUUGCCUAAUGACUUCAUUCAAAUGCAGCCGUGUUUCUCUCCAAAAGGCUCAGUGAUGUUAUUUGUAAAACUUGCCAAUCUUUGAGGUAACUAGAGCAGGCUUUUAAAUUUAAUUUGAAAAAUGAAUGCUGAUCUUUAACCUGCUCUUUCUAUUUAAUUAUUUUUGUUAUCAAAGAAUGAAUUUCUCUCUUUGUGCAUAU
Messenger RNA from Thamnophis sirtalis, 1420 nucleotides. The record is from RefSeq and is a predicted model, not a curated record. NCBI's taxonomy places the organism in Eukaryota, Metazoa, Chordata, Lepidosauria, Squamata, Natricidae.